Molecule: messenger RNA, 687 nt
Organism: Bursaphelenchus okinawaensis
Lineage: Eukaryota; Metazoa; Nematoda; Chromadorea; Rhabditida; Aphelenchoididae
Source: the annotation of a GenBank genome assembly
AUGACCACAGUCAAGGUAAGCACCUUAAUUAUAGAAGUUUUUAUUUAUUUUUGUCAUGGCAAUUAUUCUGCGUUUAACGACUAUCAUAUAACGCCUAACCCAAAUCAAAUUAAACAUAAAAUUGUUUUUUUAAACUUUUUAGAUAUUAUAAUUGAUUUACAGACCAAACCGUGCUUGGCCGCCGCAUCUCGCAAAUCUAAGUCCGCCCAAUUGAAGAGAAAUGUCACUUUUAACAACACGGUUGUGGUAUACGACAUCAGUCCAGUACGGAACACUCAACCUUAUGUAGACCCAUUUGAAACCUAUGCUCAACAAGAAUUUCUUCGACUAACAAAUCGACUGAAAAACAAAAAACAUGUCGUUUCUGACGACGAGAGUCCAGAUGAAUGUGACUUCAUUGAUGAAGAAGCCAGACGGAAUACCAUUACCAAUACUCCAAAGGCCAAAUCAAUAUUUUCAGAAGUUAUCACAGUGCCCAUGACGUCAGAAAAAAAGCCGUCGAAUGUGACGGAAAAGAAAUUAACCGAAAGCACAAAUCUACCGGAACAUUCCACUCCUCCAGAUGCCAAGAAUAACACGACAGAUGUCAAGGUCAAGAAGAAGGUGAGGAAGGUGGUGAGGAGGAAGAAGAAGGUUGUCAAGAAACAGGAAAGUGAAGAGGAACUCAGCUGUGAGGAGAUAUCGUAA